AUGGCAGGAAAAAUGAAAGAAAAUUCAAAAUAUAGCGACAAUUCUCUUUCAUCCUUAAACGAAUCAACUGGGUCGUUAAACAGAUCGUACAACGAUAUCUCUGAUCAAGAAAAUGGUAUAUACGUCAUAGUAAGAUCUCGACCAUUAAGCACCAAAGAAAAUAGAGCAAGUGAACCAUCAAUUGUAACAUUUCCGGGAAAUGGACGAAUUUUGGUGGAAGGAUUUCAAACAAUCGGUGGAUCAAAUGGGCCCAAAUCUAAACUGUUCUCUUUUAAUGUCGUAUUUGAACCGGCGGCCACGCAAGAAGACAUAUUUCAAUAUUCAGGCAUCAAGAAGCUCAUCGAGAUGGCCGCUGAAGGUUUCAACACCACUUGCUUUUGUUACGGACAAACCGGAAGUGGUAAGACUCACACACUUACGGGGCCACCAGGAAUGUUUUUCAACAAGCGCAUUGAACCUUUUUCCGCGGAUCAUGGUCUAGUAUUUCGAUCAUUUAUGUACCUAUUUCGAUUGGUACAACAACGACAAGAUCUUCAUUUUGUACUCAAAGCUUCAUUUCUAGAAAUUUACAAUGAAAAAGUGAUAGAUUUAUUGAAUCCAGGAACUGUCAGAAAGCCAUUAGAAGUGAGAUGGUCCAGGAAAGCCCGUAACUUUUAUGUUGAUAAUUUGUUUAUGGUGGACUGUGAAGAAUUAGAUGACCUACAAGCUGUGCUGGAAGAAGGCAUGAAAAACAGAACAGUAGGAAGCCAUAAUAUGAACGAAUGCUCCAGUAGGAGUCACACGAUGUUGACAGUGUAUAUAACAUCUGAACAACAAAUAUCUGAAGACGGCGUUUUUAUCACAAAACAAGGCAAAAUUAAUUUUGUUGAUUUGGCUGGCAGUGAAAUGACUAAGAAAACCAUGAGUGAAGGAAAAACUUUAGAAGAAGCAAAUAAUAUCAACAAAAGCUUAAUGGUUCUAGGAUACUGCAUAGCAUCUCUGAGUGAUCCUAAGAAGCGGAAAGGCCACAUACCGUACCGAGACAGUAAACUUACCAAACUCCUGUCUGAUAGUUUAGCCGGCACAGGUGUCACGUUAAUGAUAGCAUGCAUAUCACCGGCACGAUCAAAUGCUAGUGAAACAAUAAGCACGUUAAGGUAUGCAGCUCGUGCAAAAAAAAUCAAAACCAAACCAGUGAUAGUUAUGGACCCCAGAGAAGCAUUAAUCGUCAGUUUGCGGCGUGAGGUGGAGGCGCUGCAGAACGAAAACGAUCAUUUGCGGAAGGCUUUGGAUAUUAACAAGACGUCGUCGGCAAGUAUUUCGAAUGUCAAAAUGCCGCCCAAUAUGGACAUGGACCGGUUAAUACAAAUGGACCCCAAGGAGCUUGUGGAUCUGGUCAAACAUUACGCGAAUGAAAACGAGGCGCUACGCAGAGAAAACGCCGAGCUAUUCAACUCCAGGGACCUAUUACAGAGAGACCACGAAAUUGUUUGUAGGGAGAACGAACGACUGCUGAAGAAACUCGAAGACGUCAACUCGGCAUGUAUAAGGUCUCCAAUAAUUCCAGCGCGUGGCCAAUAUGUUGACAAAAUAGAAACUUCCUCAACAAACAGUUCUACGAACACACAAAUUAUACAAAUGGAAAAUAAUAAAUUGGGAAGAGAAAUAAUAGAUUUACCUAUGACCUAUCAAAGAGAAAUAGACAAAAAAGGGAUCGGAAAUACUAAAAGUAAUUUCGUGGGCUCUUUCAAGAACCGAAGAAAAACAUCAUCUGAUAGUUGUAAAGCACCGUCAAAACCAACUUCAACUAGAAGACCACCGCCAACGGUUGACCGCGUACAGUCUUCGACUAUGGUUGCCGGGUCUUACAACAUAUUCGACGACGGGCUCAACUCGGCUGCCUCGACGCUCGCGUCCAUCGUCAGUCGGCAAGCGUUUGACAUACCGCAGGCGGCCAGAGACAGCGGUGGAGGUGACGACAUCGGCAGUGCGGUUGACCGACGGAGCGCCGGCGGCCGAUUUUCUCUGCCUGACAUCGCAGGUCCCGGCGACGGCAUCGAAAGUGAAGUGCGAGCGAGGCGGGACAGCGUCGGAAGUGGCGUGCGGACGCGGCGGGACACCCAUCCUAGAGGCCGCGACCCGUUCGGAAGUCCGGUGACACCACAGACGUACAACGGAUUCAGGUACAAUGCUGGUAAUACUCGGGCUGCCGCCGCCGCCAUCAAAACGGCCGCCGCGUCCGGUUGAGAGAAAGGCGCCGCAGGAAUUGCGUGGACUUCAACGGGGGUCCCAUCAUUCCAUCGUAAAUAAUUGAUCGAAUAUAAUUGAUCGUAAUAAAAAUUUUCCGAAACAAUAUUUAUCUCAACUUAAAACCAUGUAUAAGGAUAUUCAGGUAUUAAGGCAUUAAAGUACAAAGACCAAAGCACAAAUGUACCUACAACUCUAUAUUCCUCUUAUUUGAUGAGUGAAGUGAAGUUUGCCGAAGGUCAACCGCCCUCUCCAUAUCCAUUCCUCGUAAGCACUCAUAUUAAAUUAGGCUUUGAGCUUGAAAAAAUAUCAAAGUUAUUUUUAUUGGUUAGACCUUAUAGCAUCUAUUUAAGUAGGUAUAUUUUACCUAUUUUUGUUAUACCAAGUAUUAUAUAAAGAGUAAAAUUGUAUUUUUUAUCGAUUAAUUUUCUAACUUCGCAAAGUAAAAAAAAAUGUUAGAAAUAUUACUUGUAAGUUGUAACAUUAAGUACGUUUUUCUAUAUUGUCUCGACUUAACGAGUUAUAAUAAAUCGUGAGCUUGUGCAACCCUAAAAAUCGUAUUCAUACCUACCAUAUUAUACGAGUACAUUGGUAUCAAUGUUAAGUAGGUAUAUUAUUAUCUGUUCACCGUCCACUUUGUACUGAGCUCAGUUACGAUUUCAUUCUAACAAUUCUAUACCGAUAUGAUCACUUUUUAGAAUUAGUUAGAAAUGCUCCAAUAUUUGUGACAAAUUACGAUAGUAUGUUUGUAGUGUGAACUGUGUAGGCCAUACGGGUUACGCAUAGAAUGACAAGUAUAUCCUUGGCUCGGUUUUUGUUUGUCAAAACUUCAAGUGCAUUUCCAGCAUUUUUACCUCGUUUGUCAAAUUUAUAUUAUUACAUUUCGUACUUACAAUAACAUUAGUCAAACCCAUAUGGUAAUAAUACGAUUAUAAAAAUAUAAUCAAAAAAUAAUGUUCAAAACGUAUAACAAAAAGGAAAAAAUGUAUAGGUAUACCAACAUUUUUUUUAAAUUUACUUUCGUAUAAUUUGCCGCUACAUUGGCCGAUUGUUAUCAUAGAAUAUUCUAUCGAUUUAUCCAAAAAUCUAAAACCAAUAUAUUAAUAUAAUAUGUAGUACUAAUUUUACUUGUAUAGGAUAAUAGGACGCUUGAAUUUUCUACUUUGCUCUUAUUCCAUGCUUUAUUGUAUACUAUAAUAACAGCAUGUAUUAUGAUAGUUCCCUAUCAAGUCGCAUGUUAUACUUUAAUAAAUAAUAAUAAUACAACUUAUACAACUACCUGAUUCCUAACUCCUGACACCUGUAUUACCUAUUAUUUAAUAUGUAACAUUGUAUCCGAAUUUUUUUCAAUCUUAAUCAAAAGUAAUAU
Molecule: messenger RNA, 3595 nt
Organism: Myzus persicae (green peach aphid)
Lineage: Eukaryota; Metazoa; Arthropoda; Insecta; Hemiptera; Aphididae
Product: kinesin-like protein KIF12
Exons: 16
Coding region: 1-2226 (741 amino acids)
Biological process (GO): microtubule-based movement
Molecular function (GO): ATP binding; microtubule motor activity; microtubule binding
Source: RefSeq, a predicted model, not a curated record